AUGGACCAGGUGACAUGGCCUAAUAUUAUCAAGGAAAAAGGUUGGGGCUCCAUCAAACUUGCGACUUCACCAUUGGUGUCAUGCGUCGCGGACACUGCCUCUUGCAUUUCGCCUUGCUGGCUAACUUUCAACGAGCUGCCUUGCGCGGUGCCAGGCAUGAGGCACAGCGAGGUGCCCUGGCAGUACGACACCGCCAGGCCGCUCCCGCCCCCGGAGCACCCUCCGCAUCUAGUCUACUUGCCACAGGGGCUGCUCAGCAGUCGUACGGCAUUCGCGGCGCUGCACGCGCGCUGCCUGGCCCAGGGCCUAGCGCUCAAGGUUGUAACGGCGGCCUCCACUCCAAACCUACAAGUAGUGAUGCUCUUAGUGGCCGCCCACAGGCAGACCCACCAUUACCAACCGCCUAUGGCGGCAGCAGUACCAGCAGCGGGAGCAAGUAGAGGGGACAUUCCUCCAUUGCGCUCUUCCAUGUCGGCUCCUGCUCAGCCGCAGGCAUCUCUCACCAAUCCGACCGGGGACCCGAACAUCAAUAACCACCACAGCCGUCCUCCUCACCAAGACCAUCAACAACACCAUCAUCACCAGCAGCAACAGGAGAUCUUGUAUCCUUCUUGUCGUCCUUACCAGCCCAGCAGCGACCCCAGUAGCUGCCUGGGUGGCCCUCGUGAGGCGGGGAUGGUAUCAGGGGGCGGCGUAUGCGUGGCAACGGUGGUGAUGGCAGCGGGAACGGCGCCCUCGCCCACAGCUCCAGGGGGGUUGGAGGCGACAGCACCCCCUGAGGCCUCCGGGCAGCCGCCGCAGCAGCACGAAAGCCAACGGAGAGGGCUGAACGGCGGUGUGGGUGGUGCCGGCGCAGCGGCGGUGUCGGUGUCACCUACUCUGUCUGCGAUGCCGACAUCUACGCCGAUAUGGGACCAGCAGCUGCCGACUCAGGCGCUUACCGCAGAGGCGAAGGCGGGGACGGCCCUUGCGACAGUAAUGAGCAAUGCGACAGUGCAGAUGGCUGGAGCUGCUGGAGCAGGUCCAGCGGCAGCUGCCGGGGCAAUGGUUGCCGGGGUUGGGGCUGGGGACUCGGCAGCGGCAGCGGUGGUGACACCAGUUCCAUCAGCAACAGGAGGCGAGGAUGGUGUUGGCGUUGGGUGGUGGUCCACCAUAGGGCAGCCGGGAGGAGGAGUCGCCGCCACGAACCCUGUGAAUGGAGGAGGAGGGCGAGGAGGAGGAGGGCGGGGAGGGGGUCAGCUGUGCUUUUAUGCAUAUUUUGUGCCAUACAAACCGGGACGCGACCUGCGGCCCGACCAGCCGUGCAACGGCUGGUGGAAACGGCGCCUGGGCGAGCGUCGCAACCGUGACCGGGACAAGGACGUGUUGGCCUGGCGCCAGGACUUGCGGCUCCUGGGUCCCCGGCGACCCGACGGCCUGCCCUUGGGAGAGGCGCGUGUAAGGCUGCAGGGCUACUGGGACAGCUCCACGUCGCUGUGCAGGGGCGCGGCGGCGCCAGGGAAGAUGCAGUCUGGCUGGGAUUGGGUUGGUGGCAGCUCAUCCCUGCAGUUGCACUGCUGCCAGGUGACGUCAGUGCUGCCGGAGACGGUGUUCAUGUACUCCAUGCUGCCCUGGUGGCGUAAGCCGGACGACUUGCAGGGCACCUUGGAGCCGGUGAUGGCGCACCUGCACGACGGCUUCCUGCGGGAGUGCCAAUGCGCCGCGUGGGAGUGUGGGAAACUCAGGGCACGUCAGGCACUUCGUCAUGUUCGCGAGCAUGGAGUGCAGUACAUGUUGGAGGUGCGGGCAGGGGAGCGGCUGGGCGCAGGCCAGCUGGGGGUGUUUGCGGGGGAGGCCAUUCCCGCGGACACCUACCUGUUCGAGUACGUGGGAGUGUGGUUGCCCAGGGGCGAGCCGGAGAUGCUUGAGGAGGUGUAUGAGCCAGCAGGGUUGCAUUACCUGUACGACCUUAGUCACCGGUACGAGCUUCCCAGCGACAGGGAUGCACGGCGCGCCAAUGGCAGUAGCGCCGGCGGCGGUGUCACUGAGGUCAGCUGUGCCGCCGGUGGCGUUGGGACCAGCAGCGGCCGAGACAGGAAACGCCGCGCCGACCGGGCAACUUCUGCUGCCGCUGCUUGUGGGGAUGCUGAAGAUGACGGCGAGUCGGCUUACAUUCCUGUGGUGGUGGAUGCUACACAGCUGGGUAAUGUGGCUCGCUUCGUAAACCACCUAUGUGAAGGCGCAAACCUGGUGUCGGUCAACGUGUGCAUGGGUGGGUGUGCAUGGGUGGGUGGCCUGGAGGACAUCCACAUGACCAUCAUGAUGCGCACUGCCCGGGAUAUCGCUGCCGGGGAGGAGCUGACGUUGGAUUACCAGGCGGGAUGGAGCGAGGAGGAGAAGGCGAGGUUACAGGUCCACCCAGAGGGAUUGGUGCCGUGCAGGUGUGGUGCCCGCAAGUGCCUGGGCUACGUGUUUCCCUUUAUUGACCGACGAAGCACCGCAACCUGCCAAACGCCACCUAAGGUCCAAGCCCGACGAAAUGCCCCGGGUACCCGUCCCUGGGCUGAGGCCCCUGACACGAUCCCAUCCAUCGCCAACACCACCACAACAGCUUCCGAAGCGGCGGAUGCUACCGCCACCGCUGCCGGUAAGUUAGCUGCUGCGGCGGCGGCAGCAGCCGUGGCUAUGGGUAGGGAGGCCUUCGUGGGUCAGGAGCAGGAGGGAAAGGACAGGACAGGAGAGGAGGAGCCCACGGAGCACAAGGAGGCGGUGGCGAUGGAGGAGGAGGAGGAGGAGCAGAAGUGCUCCGCAUCCAUGAUAGGAGCAACCGGUGGUGGCGAGGGGGGUGGCGGCAACACUAGCAGUAGCCUGUUGCCCCCCAUUGCAAUUGGGGUGCAAAGGCAGUUUGAGCACGCACCGAUGGCAGAUACGGAGGGGAGGAACCCACUUUCUCCCUCCUCCCUUAGCCCGUCAUCCCACUACGGCAGUACAGCAUCAGUAUCAGUCACGACAUCCUCGGGUGCCGUACAGCGCCGUGAAAUGGCGUCCACCGGGAAGACGGCGCGGGUCAAGUUGCGGGUUUCGGCCUUUUGGGGCGACCUGUGCGAGCUAUGCUGGGGGCGGUCCGCCCUUCACAGUCCGUUCAUCCACGCGGUUGCGGCAACAGCUGCUACUGGCACAAAGACAGCAGCAGAGCUGCAGGCAGUUAAAUAUUAUCUUACAGUGCAUAGGACCGGAUCGCCGGUCUUGCGGCAGCCAGCUGGUUUUUUUGCUCUUGCCACAAACGUCAGAACAACACACCAGAAACGACUGUGCUCACUGUGCCCUGGUUCCUGGCUGGCUCUUGCUGAGGUCUGA
Messenger RNA from Volvox carteri f. nagariensis, 3336 nucleotides. RefSeq lists its product as uncharacterized. NCBI's taxonomy places the organism in Eukaryota, Viridiplantae, Chlorophyta, Chlorophyceae, Chlamydomonadales, Volvocaceae. The transcript has 14 exons. Gene Ontology annotation, molecular function: protein binding. The record is from RefSeq and is a predicted model, not a curated record. The coding region runs from base 1 to 3336 and encodes 1111 amino acids.